CGGGUGUAAAUUUUGGGCCGGAUUGCUCGAGUGUUAGUUGAAUUAGAGGCGGUUUCGGUGAGACAGGACGCCUUUGAGGCAGCCGAAACUCGAGCCCCUCGACGGUGUCUGCCGUUGUCAAUUUGUGGUUAACACGAAUCGGGUUUAUUUUUUGGACGUGUGCGAGUUUCGCGUUCGCGUCCCGCGGCCGCGCCGUCAGAGCGCGGAACGCGAGUCGCGGGGCAGAACGACGCCGCGGAGGAGAACCCGAGCGACCACCGGGACAGGAGGGGCUUUGUUUUGACGCGCGCCGUGUCCGCAGGUGCGACAGAGACACUUUCGCGUCCGACUUUCAUGUGCGAAAAUGCUCAAAUUCGGUAAUAAAGGUGAGGCUAGUGUGAGCCACAAGUGCACCAUCAGACUGCUCGACGACUCGGAGGUGAUCGAGUGCGAGUUCCAGUCGCAUCACAAAGGAAAAUACUUGCUCGAGUUCGUGUGUCGGCAGCUGAACCUCAUCGAAAAGGAUUACUUCGCCCUGCGAUAUGUCGACGCCAACAAGCAGAGGCAUUGGCUGGACCCAGCAAAGACUGUUCUCAAACAAAUCAAAGAGUUGGACCCGAUCUUGUUCAGCUUCCGGGUGAAGUUCUACCCUCCGGACCCGUUCAAGUUGAAGGAGGAAAUCACCAGGUACCAGUUGUAUCUGCAGCUUCGCAGAGAUCUGCUGCACGGCCGACUUUAUUGCUCGGCACCAGAGGCAGCCCUCCUUGGCGCUUACGUUAUUCAAGGGGACCUGGGAGACUAUGACCCAGAAGAACACGAAGGAAACUAUGUGGCGGAACACAAGCUUCUGCUGAAACAGACCAUCAAAAUUGAAGAGGACAUUAUGGAGCUGCACCAGACUCAAAUGCGAGGUCAGUCUCCAGAGACCACCGAAACCAACUUCCUGAGAAAAGCCUACCAGCUAGACACGUACGGUAUCGAUCCGCACCCUGUAAAGGACCAUCGUAGUAAUCCACUGUAUUUGGGAAUCAAUCACAGCGGAAUUAUCACACUCCAGGGCAGCAGAAAGACGAACCACUUCAAGUGGAAUGAGGUGCAGAAGAUCAACUACGAGGGCAAAAUGUUCAUUAUCCAUCUGGUCUUCAAUGAAGAUCCAAGAAAUAAGAAGAAGCACACCGUUGGCUUCAAAUGUCCCUCUAGUUCAGCGUGUAGACACGUUUGGCGAUGUGCGGUGGAGCAAAUGUUGUUCUUCACGUUGCAAUCGUCAUCGGAAGCACCGGCUGUCGUGUCUGGUGGCGGUUUGUUCUCGUGGGGCACAAAGCUGCGCUAUUCGGGUCGCACAGAGAAAGAAAUCCAGGAGGACAUUGGACCUCUGAGGAGAGAAGAGCCGGCCAUCAAGCGCACUGGAAGUCUGCGCCGCAAAGCGUCCAGUGUUCCCGCCACCCCUUCCACCCCCGUCGGAACUGAAUUAGGAGAUAUUCGUUAUGGCAGUCUUCCACGAGCCAAUCACUCUGCCCCUGACACAAGACUGGACGGCUCAGGUCUGCUCAGUGGAUCUGAUCUCUCGUCUCCCUACUGUCCCGAUGGCACCCUCCCUCUGCUGGAGACAGUGGCUGAGGACCAGGAGUUGUCGUCCAAGCCAAGAGCCGAUGAACAAGCGGCCACUGAACCUAAGCAUGUUGUGCCUGAGCAUGAACAUUCUGUUCCAACUCCUGCCAUUUUGAUCUCGGAGGCUUGUAACGAGGAGGUUGUUAACAAUGUUAACACCGACGAGGUCAAAAAUGAACCCAAAUCUAAUGGAGACGUUGUUGAAAUUGCUAAAGGAGUGGACGAGGGUGGACACCCUCCACUGGGCUACGGCGACUACUACUUCCGCGACUCGUUCGAAAUGAACGCCCCCGAGAUGGAGGUGAAGAGUGGCCGGGGCGCCGGCCUGACCAACCGUGAGGGCCUGGCCCUGCAGCCGCACCCGGGGGUGGGCGCCGCCCCCGUCACCGGAGGCGGCAACCGGUCGUUCAACCUGCUCAGGGUGUUUGUGCCGUCGUUCCUGGCGGUCGCCCUUCUGUUGACAGUGGUGCUGGUGCUUGUGCUCGAGACAAACUCGGAGCUGUUCAGCGGGUUGCGCGCCCUGCCCGAAAUCGUCAUCCUGCGGCAGGAGUACUACGAGCCGGCCAAGGAGUUCUUCCGGCAGAAACUGGCCUCCAUUUUUUAAAAGUGCCUCCUCUUGCCGGGGACCUGUUUUGUUCUGAUUCUCAAACUUUUGCUCUGUAAAUAGCUGCGGCCGUUUUUCAUUCGAAAAUGAAAAAAAAAAUAUCAAUUUUCUCUCCGGCAACGGUGGCCAACAACCGAGUUUUAUACUUUUACAUGCGCUGACAAUGAGUUGCGGUUCAAAUACA
Messenger RNA from Neocloeon triangulifer, 2375 nucleotides. RefSeq names its product FERM domain-containing protein 5 (gene Frmd5). Lineage: Eukaryota; Metazoa; Arthropoda; Insecta; Ephemeroptera; Baetidae. Gene Ontology annotation, molecular function: cytoskeletal protein binding. The record is from RefSeq and is a predicted model, not a curated record. Gene Ontology annotation, cellular component: cytoskeleton. The transcript is spliced from 11 exons. The coding region runs from base 344 to 2191 and encodes 615 amino acids.